AUGGUUCGCAACCGCCCCCGCUCUGGCUCGUCGGCCGCUGCACCUGCACAAAGCCUAGAGGGACUCGAGCAGGAGGCGCUGGAGCUGCUGGGCCAGCGCAAGCGGCGCCAACGCGUGCGCUAUAGCUGCACCGAGUGCCAUCGACGCAAACACAAGUGCGAUCGCGAAACGCCGUGCUCCAAAUGCAUCGAGCGCGGGGUGGCCGACGCAUGCACACCGCACGACGGCAGCGCCCAGGACGCCUACGACCGUGUGCGACAGCUCGAAACCGUGCUCUCGCGGCUCGUCCACGCAACGCGCAGCACGGGUGGAUCGGCUCGACCUCGUGCGGGGUCGAGUGCGUUGGGUACACCGGACGCAUCGCAGGCGGGCACACCGCGCCAAAAGAGCAAUCCCGGCGUGACGACGGCUGCGUCGCUUCCGUUCCGCGCACAGGUCGGGUCGGAGCUCAUCGAGUUCUCGUCGUCCAACCACGGCUAUCCGCCUUCGGCGCACUAUGAGCGGCUUGUGCGCGAGGGCAGCAUCGAGAAGGAUGCCAUCCGAAUGCUGGCUUCCGACCUGCCUUCGCUCGACGAUACCAAUGCGCUCCUCGACGUCUUCUUUCGCGAUAUCAAUCCGCUCAUGUUUCCCUUUGACGAGAUGUGGUUCCGCGAGGCAGUCCAUUCGGCCGCGGACAUUAUCUGGGGCGACCCGAGUACGACGUAUGGUCAGGACGGCCCCAAUCAUUUGUCGGUGAUUGCGCUGCUGUACGGUGUGCUUGCGCUGACGUAUUUGGCGCAGCCGCUGCAGAUGGGGAGCGAGGCACGCGGGGCGGAAAGGGCGGCAAGGAUGGGUUGGAGGUGUCGCGAGGUGCAUGCGCUCGCGCAGAGUAUACAGUGCCACGAUGCGUUUGUCGUGCUGAGCUUCGUGCUGCUCGCGAGGUAUUUGAUCCUGCAGAGACAGGCGCGCGAGAGCUGGUUGGUGCUGGGUCAUGCAGUGCGCCAAGCGCAGGUGCUGGGGUUGCACCGUAUGGGAAAGGCGGAGCAGGAGGAGGGGAGAGAGGCGGGCAUGCGAAGGGUGAUCUGGAUGCACCUGUUCUUCGAAGACCGCUUUUCGAGCUUGAUCGUGGGGCAGGCGCCGCUGAUCAACGAGGCGUUUUGCAAUACUCAGCCACCCCUGUCCAGGAUGGUGGAUGCGGAGAGGGAGCAGUUGGAUCUGGCCCAGGUGGUGCGGAUGCGGCACGAGCUGAGUCGCAUUGUGGGGGAUGCGCUGGAGCUGUUUUUGUCGGACGAGCGCCAGAUGUGCUACGACGCAGUGCUGCGGCUCGACCACCAACUGCAGCUGUUUCGAGACGCGCUUCCGAGUCCGUACCGCACAGACUCGCGCAUCGAGAUUGUCGAUGGUGGGCAGAGACAUGUGGCGCUGCACAGAUUCGUGCUGCACAUCAGCCUGUACUAUGUGGUGAUCUCGGUGCAUCUGCCGUACUUGCGGCAUGGCGGCGGGGAUGCAGCGUUCGAGCGCUCGAGAAAGGUGGCGAUGGAGGCGGCGGUUGGCGACCAUGCUGCGCGUGUGCGUCUGCGGCGCGAACUCGACUGGCCCAAACAUAUGGCAAGGGACAGUUUUGUAGGUGGCAGGUUCUUCUACUUUCAUGCGACCUCGACGCUGGGGAUUUGCCUGCUGUCCGAGCCGGACGAGCGCAAGGUAAGGGAGAUGAUGCCGCUGCUGGACGAGUUUUUGCAGUUUGCAAGGGAGCAUCAGAGACAGACGGGCGUGGAUCCGGACCGGUGCAUUCGGCAGGAGAUUAGUAUUGUCAGUCUGAUUCGCUCCCGCGUCCUGCGCAGAGCCGAGAGCCGUAAAGACCUCGCAAGGCCGCACGGCGGUGACGAGGCAGUGGCUGCCCCGAGUGUAGCAACGGUUGGUCUGGCGCAGGAACAGCACGAGGCGCUGCAGACGCCAGCGGGAAUGGUCGAGCUGGGCCAGCCGUCUGCAGGCGCCGACGUGUACGACUGGUGGUCCUGGCUCGUCUCGAGUCUCAGCCCAUCCGACCUUCCAUCUCUCGCCGACCAUGCAGGCUAG
Molecule: messenger RNA, 2055 nt
Organism: Moesziomyces antarcticus
Lineage: Eukaryota; Fungi; Basidiomycota; Ustilaginomycetes; Ustilaginales; Ustilaginaceae
Product: nucleus protein
Exons: 1
Coding region: 1-2055 (684 amino acids)
Biological process (GO): regulation of DNA-templated transcription; DNA-templated transcription
Molecular function (GO): DNA binding; DNA-binding transcription factor activity, RNA polymerase II-specific; zinc ion binding
Source: RefSeq, a predicted model, not a curated record